AUGUCGAUGGCCUCGGUGAUAAGCCCGGAUCCGACGCCUCCGCCCCAGCUGAUUCCGAAGGUGUCCAUGACCACCAAGGAAUGGAUCGUGCCUCCCAGACCCAAACCCGGCCGGAAGCCAGCCACUGAUACACCUCCAACCAAGAGAAAGGCCCAGAAUCGAGCCGCUCAGCGGGCGUUCCGGGAACGUCGGGCUGCCCGUGUAGGCGAACUCGAGGAGCAGCUCGAUGAGCAGCGCGAUGAACAUGACAAGGUCGAGCGUGACCUCAAGGACAAAAUCCGCGUCCUCGAGCUCGAUCUCCAAUCCUUCCGUUCAAAGUGCUCCCUUUUAGAAAACCUACUCGAGCGCGAGCGCCAGGAACGCAUCCGUGUCGAAGGCGAAGCCGAGGGUCUUCGCCGACGUUCCGAAGGGGCCUUUGCAAACAGCCAGAGUCGUCCUAGUCAUCUCCCUAGCAUUCAGCAACAUACGCCGAGGCACGGGGCUAGUGGAAGCCACUCAUAUAACCAACCAUCGCAUACAACCUUGCCCACCACGAGCGAGAGCAGGCCCGUCACUAGGACGUCGAUGCACGCCUUUGCCAUCUCCCAAAUUAUCUCUCCUCCGGAUCCCUCGGACCCGCUCCUCAACACAUCGGACCUCACCUGCGGAAAUUGCAGGCCCGAUGGUCCUUGUGCCUGCGUAGAAGAGGCCAUUCGAUCCGUCCAGAACUCCACCUGCGGGAAAUGCGGGCUUGGGGAUACUUGUCAGUGCUUGGAAGAUGCGAUGAAGAGUAUUGAACUUCCACUCCCGCCGCCACCUACACAACAACCCAAACGGCCAGCGUCUCCCUCUGAGAGCGGUCCCACAGGAAAGCGCCUCCGGGCGGCUCCGUUCUCUACCCCGGAUACUUCUAACGAGACGGAUUUUACGAACGCUUUCAAGAAGAAGGAACCUCUUGAAACAGCGCUUGACAAGUCAUCUCAAUUUCCUAGUGAUAUCGCCAUUGAUCUCACUUCCCGGAUCACUAUUCCUCCCAAGGAUGCCUGCGGUUUCUGCGAGGAUGGAACAUAUUGUGUCUGCGCCGAGGCUGCUCUCGCGAGCGCGUCUAUGGCCGAAGGCAAUGACUCGAACCACUCCCUUCCUUCCCUUUUCUCCCAAGAAAGCCGCGUGGUAGAAGCGACGCAGGGCCUCUCCCCACCCCCUGAGCCUGAAUCGCUGCCCCUAUACCUAUGGAGGUCACUUCGACUGGGGCCAUCAAACUGCGGCAAAGGCAGAAGCUUCCCAACCGUGCUCCCGCCACAUCCUCCUCGGGAUGUGGCCCAAGCGGCCCUGGAACCUGUGCCCAGUGCUUGCAAGAAGAGCGGCGGCGGCUGCUGCGGUGGCGCCGGACCAGGUGGUGGCUGCUGUAAGUCGAAGAACAACACAGCGCCGGGCGGCAUUGCCACCUCAGGUUCCGGUGGGAGCGGCAACAAUAAGACAAGGCCCAUCGGCAUUAGCAUUGCGGAUACCUACAAAACGCUUUCCACUCACCGCAACUUUGACCAAGCGUUUGAGGAGAUCGGGACCUGGCUUCCCAAACUCAAGGUUGUCAAGCGCCAUGAGGACGACGAGCCAUCAUCCCCCAACCGGCCCGCAGUUGAGAUUGAUGCCGCGAGUAUCAUGACGACACUCAAGUUCCUAGAUGUCCGCUUCCGUGCCAAUAAGCAGUAA
This is a messenger RNA of Parascedosporium putredinis, 1689 nucleotides long. The record is from the annotation of a GenBank genome assembly. Lineage: Eukaryota; Fungi; Ascomycota; Sordariomycetes; Microascales; Microascaceae.